AUCUCAACUGCUUCCCUCAUCUCUCCUUCCACUCCAGAGCAGCGUGAGGUUAUACGUGCUACAGCUUCGCUUCUUUGCAAAGAAUUACGGAAAUCACCGGCGCAUCUUGUACGUAGUGUUCCACAGAAGGAGUGGGCGGAAGUAGAGGUGCACAUGCAACCCUUAAUCAGGCUUGAACGUGUUUGGGGGAAGAGUGGCGGUGCCAGUGCCAGUUCUAGCCAGGUUGCUGGGGGUGACGGCUCCAUGGUGCUUAGCUCAGCUGGGGAGGAAAGAGAAAGGAGGCUCUUCUGCGAGGCCCCUUCGAGAUGGCGUUGUUCUCUGCCAGUAAGCCUUGACAGUUACUCCGACUGGUGUGCUGUUUAA
Messenger RNA from Suillus plorans, 363 nucleotides. RefSeq lists its product as uncharacterized. The record is from RefSeq and is a predicted model, not a curated record. The annotation marks the transcript as partial. The transcript has a single exon. NCBI's taxonomy places the organism in Eukaryota, Fungi, Basidiomycota, Agaricomycetes, Boletales, Suillaceae.